Nycticebus coucang (slow loris) is the source of this 4394-nucleotide messenger RNA. It is a transcript of the gene LVRN, whose product is annotated as laeverin. Gene Ontology annotation, cellular component: cytoplasm. The transcript is spliced from 20 exons. Gene Ontology annotation, biological process: peptide catabolic process; proteolysis. Gene Ontology annotation, molecular function: zinc ion binding; metalloaminopeptidase activity; peptide binding. The record is from RefSeq and is a predicted model, not a curated record. Bases 1 to 2976 code for a protein of 991 amino acids. NCBI's taxonomy places the organism in Eukaryota, Metazoa, Chordata, Mammalia, Primates, Lorisidae.
AUGGGACCCGCUUCCAGCUCCGGCUUCUAUGUGAGCCGCUCGGUGGCCCUGCUGCUGGCUGGUCUGGCAGCCACCCUCCUGCUGGCGCUGGCCGCGCUCGCAUCUCUGUACGGCUACUGCGCGCGCGUCCCGCCGUCGGAGCUGGGUGGCCCCUGGGUUCCGGACGCCGCGUCCUCCCCUCCCGACAGGCAAGAGGAGUCGACCGGGACCCCGAAACCUGGCCCGGCUCGUAAGCCGUCGGUGACUACUACCCAUGGCGACUGGCGACCCCCGGGACCCUGGGACCAUCUGCGCCUUCCGCGCUGGCUCGUGCCCCUGCACUACGAGCUGGAAAUAUGGCCCCGGCUGAGGCCCGACGAACUCUCCAAGUGGUUGGACUUCACCGGCCGCGUGAACAUCACGGUGCACUGCAGGGUGGCCACCGCGCGAUUGCUCCUGCACAGCGUUUUUCUAGACUGCGAGCGCGCGGAAGUGCGGGGGCCCUUGUCUGCGGGCACUGGGGACGCCACUGUGGGCCGCGUGCCGGUGGACGACGUGUGGUUCCCGCUGGAGACGCAAUACAUGGUGCUGGAACUCGGUGAGGCCUUGCAGUCUGGUAGCCGCUACGAGCUGCAGCUCAGCUUCUCAGGUGUGGUGUACCAGGACACGAGGGAGGGGCUCUUCCUCAACGUCUACACCGACCAGGGCGAGCGCAGGGCUCUGCUAGCAUCUCAGAUGGAACCGACAUUUGCCAGGAAUGUUUUCCCUUGUUUGGACGAGCCGGCCCUGAAGGCAACUUUCAAUAUUACAAUUAUUCAUCAUCCAAUGUAUGUGGCCCUUUCCAACAUGCCACAGCUAGGUCAGACUGAAAAAGAAGGCACAAAUGGAAGCAAAUGGAUCGUGACAACCUUUCACACCACGCCCCGCAUGCCAACUUACUUAGUAGCGCUUGCUAUCUGUGACUGUGACCACGUCAGCAGAACAGAAAGGGGCAAGGAGAUACGCAUCUGGGCCCGGAAAGAUGCCAUUGCAAGUGGACAUGCAGACUUUGCUUUGAACAUCACAGGUCCCAUCUUCUCUUUCCUGGAGGAUUUAUUUAAUAUCAGUUACCCUCUUCCAAAGACAGAUAUAAUUGCCUUGCCUAUUUUUGACAACCAUGCAAUGGAAAACUGGGGACUAUUGAUGUUUGAUGAAUCAGUAUUGUUGCUGCAACCAGAUGAUCAACUGACCGAAAAAAAGGCUUUGAUCUCCUACAUUGUCUCCCACGAGAUUGGACAUCAGUGGUUUGGAAACUUGGUUACCAUGAAUUGGUGGAAUAAUAUCUGGCUCAAAGAGGGUUUUGCAUCUUAUUUUGAAUUUGGAAUAAUUAACUACUUCAAUCCUAAACUCCCAAGAAAUGAGGUCUUUUUUUCUAACAUAUUACAUAGUAUCCUCAGAGAAGAUCACGCCCUGGUGCCUAGAGCUGUGUCCACGAAGGUGGAAAAUUUCACAGCAACAAGUGAAAUAAAUAAACUCUUUGACUUAUUUACUUACCACAAGGGAGCUUCUAUUGCCCGGAUGCUUUCUGCUUUCUUGAAUGAGCAUUUAUUUAUCAGCGCACUCAAGUCAUACUUGAAGACAUUUUCCUAUUCAAAUGCUGAGCAAGAUGAUCUAUGGAGGCAUUUUCAAAUGGCCAUAGAUGACCAAAGUAAAAUUCUUUUGCCAGCAACAGUAAAAACCAUAAUGGACAGCUGGACACACCGGAGUGGUUUUCCAGUCAUCACUUUAAACGUUUCUACAGGCGUCAUGAGGCAGGAGCCAUUUUAUCUUGGAAAGGUCAAAAAUCAGACUCUUCUCACCCACAAUGACACAUGGAUUGUCCCUAUUCUUUGGAUAAAGAAUGGAGCAGCACAGUCUUUAGUCUGGCUAGAUAAAAACAGCAAAGUAUUCCCUGAAAUGCAAGUCUCAGAUUCUGACCAUGACUGGGUGAUUUUGAAUUUAAAUAUGACUGGAUAUUAUAGAGUUAAUUACGAUAAAUUAGGUUGGAAGAAAUUAAAUCAACAGCUUGAAGAGGAUCAUAAGGCUAUUCCCGUUAUUCACAGACUGCAGCUGAUUGAUGAUGCGUUUUACUUGUCUAAAAACAAUUAUGUUGAGAUUGAAACAGCACUUGAUUUAACCAAGUACCUUGCUGAAGAAGAUGAAAUCAUAGUAUGGCAUGCUGUCUUGGUAAACUUGGUAACCAGGGAUCUUGUUUCUGAUGUGAACAACUAUAAUAUAUACCCAUUAUUAAAGAAGUAUCUACUGACAAGACUUAACUCCACGUGGAAUAUUUAUUCAACUAUAAUUAUUGAAAAUGUGGCGGCCUUGCAAGAUGACUAUUUAGCUCUAAUAUCCCUGGAAAAAUUUUUUGAAACUGCAUGUUGGUUGGGCCUUGAAGAUUGUCUUCAGCAGUCGAGAGAACUCUUCAGAAAAUGGGGGAACGAUCCGCAGUAUGAAAUACCUUAUCCGAUUCAAAGUGUGAUUUUAUGUUACGGCAUUGCCUUGGGGAGUGAUAAAGAAUGGGACUUUUUGUUAGAUGUGUACACUAACACAACUGAGGAAGAAGAAAGGAUUCAACUUGCUUAUGCAAUGAGCUGCAGCAAAGACCCCUGGAUUCUAAACAGAUAUUUGGAGUAUGCCAUCACCACAUCUCUGUUCGCUUUCAAUGAAACAAACGUAAUUGAAAUUGUGGCAACAUCUGAAGUUGGCCGGUACAUUGCAAAAGACUUUUUAGUCAACAACUGGCAAGCUGUGAGUGAAAGGUAUGGAACACAAUCGUUGGUUACUUUAGCAUACAUAAUAGGGAGAACCAUAAGUACAGAUUCACAGAUCAUGGAGCUACAGCAGUUCUUCAAUAACAUGCUGGGGGAGCACCAGAGGACCACAGUACACGCCAAAUUACGGACAAUAAAGAACCAAAAUCUGAAAACCAAAAAGCGAAGUGCCAGGAUAGCUGAGUGGCUGCGGAGAAACACGUAGCUCCUGGCUACCUUCAGCACUCCUGUCGAGUAUUGUAAUGUUGUUUAUAUGCAGUUUUGUUUUAUAAUAUACUGUGAGGCUGGAAAACCACAUGUUUUGUUAUUCGUAUUUCAGUCACAUUCGGUACUCCAAGUCCUGGUCUUCCCAACUGCCACGUGUGGGCCUGAGGCUUGGUGAUAGCUAAGGAUUUUGCCAACACUGCUGAAUUUCUGGGGAAGAUUUCGCUUCAUUUGGGCUAUAAACCCACAGAAUUUACUUUAAGUGCCUUGUAAAAACAAAUUUUACCUAAUUCUUGUUUAUUCUCUUGUGAAGGCCAGUGGAAUAUUAAAGCACUGGCCUUAUUGAAGAACUCAUUCUUCUCCGAGGGAAACAGAUUUGCCAUGUGCGAGGGUGUGUUUAGUUCAAUAUUAAAAAGAGUAAUGAAAAAUAACGUGACAGUAUAAAGAAACAGAAAUCUAGAAAAUAGGAAAGCCAAAGAAAGGUGGGUUUGGAAAAGAAAAAAAUAGAUUGUUUAAUAAGCCAUAAAGGCAAGAGCUGUGUCUUUUCCUGCCCACUUUCCUUCUCUACUGCACUGAACCACACUUGGCUGGCUACUGAGAUUUAUGGUAUUACAAAAAGACAAAUAAUGGUAGGAUCUAUGAAGUGUCCUUAGGAUCACUGUUAUAAAGGUCAAAAUAGAGCUUCAGCUGCUCUGAAGCUCCUGACUGCGUAUUCACCUGUGGGAUGGAUGCUCUUUCAGCGAAAGCUUAUGAGUGAAAACAACGAUGUCAAAAGACAGCAAACGUGGAUAAAGGGGAAUCUUCAAGUGAAAGGAAGGAGAACGGAAGGGCUAACCAGAGCAUAACCCUUCCAGUUUUACACUCAGGGAACUAAGUUUGCAACAUGCUUUCUUUUGGUCAAAUUGAACCCACUUGUAAUAGUGGACCAGCAUUUUCAUCUGUCACGAUGUAUGGGAUUAGCUUAAUUUUGUUACACUUCAUUAAAAGAGAACAACUAAGGAAAAAUCAUUCUUAAACUUUGUGUAUAUCUCAUUUAAGCCUUUUUUUAUUUUUUACAUUUUAUUUUUGUUUUCAUGGAAUGGAGGUAAAACUACCAACCUCUCAUCUACCUCAGGGUCAUAUUGUAAAGAUUACAGAAUAUGAUGUCAGUUAAAAGUCUUUAACGAUGUUAUAUAAACUAAAAACAAUAUGACCUAAGGAUUUUUUCCUAUUUCUUGUGUGCAUUAAGGCAGCCACAAAUUAAAAUACAAUACAAAGUUUGGUUUUGUACUUGCUUUGCAAGAGCUACUGCCUUAGGGUCAGUGGGAGGCUGAUCUUCACCACUGGACAGACAAAAGCCCAGUCUGAUCAAACUUGACUAUGAGUGUCCUAGGCCAGAGAACUUUUUUCUUUAGAUUUAGAAAUGUAAAUUGUAAGCAA